Molecule: messenger RNA, 2471 nt
Organism: Tachyglossus aculeatus (Australian echidna)
Lineage: Eukaryota; Metazoa; Chordata; Mammalia; Monotremata; Tachyglossidae
Gene: PPP2R1B
Product: protein phosphatase 2 scaffold subunit Abeta
Biological process (GO): protein dephosphorylation
Cellular component (GO): cytoplasm; protein phosphatase type 2A complex
Molecular function (GO): protein phosphatase regulator activity; protein binding
Source: RefSeq, a predicted model, not a curated record
UCUCCGUCCAUUCCUCCCCCUGUCCGUCCCAACUUCCACCGUUGGCCCUCCGUCCAUUCCUCCUUCCGUCGGUCCCUCCUUUCCUCUCUCCGUCCAUUCCUCCCUCUGUCCGUCCCUCUGUCCGUCCUUCCCCGCGUCCGACCCUUUCCAACCUCAGCUUUUCCGUCCCCCUCUCUGUCCCUCUCCGGCCUCAGGCCCGUUCCCACCUCCACGCCAAACCUUCCCUUCGCCUUUGUGUCCUUCCAGGUGCGUCUCAACAGCAUUAAGAAGUUGUCCACCAUUGCGUUAGCCCUAGAAGCGGAACGGACUCGAACCGAACUGCUCCCAUUCCUCACUGAUACGAUAUACGAUGAAGACGAGGUGCUCUUGGCCCUUGCUGAGCAGCUGGGAAACUUCGCCGUGCUGGCGGGAGGCCCCGACUAUGCCCACUUUUCCUGCUUGUGGCCUGGAGUGGAGUCUCUCCUGGAAAGCCUGGCGACGGUGGUCCGUGACAAGGCGGUAGAGUCGCUGAGGCAGAUCUCGGAGGAGCACACGCCGGGGGCCCUGGAGGCCCAAUUUGUGCCGCUGCUGAAGCGCCUGGCCAGCGGCAACUGGUUCACCUCCCGCGGCCUGUUCAGCGCCUGCUACCCCAGGGCCUCGAGCCCCGUCAGGGCUGAGAUCCGGCAGCACUUCCGUUCCCUGUGCACCAACGACACGCCCGUGGUCCGGCGCGCUGCCGCAUCCAAACUCGGAGAAUUCGCCAAAGUCCUGGAGAGCGAAAACAUCAAAAGUGAAAUUGUCCCCCUGUUCACCAGUCUAGCUUCAGACGAACAGGAUUCAGUACGUCUCCUGGCAGUGGAAGCCUGUGUGAGCAUCGCCCAGCUGCUGGGCCGGGAGGACUUGGAGGCGCUGGUGAUGCCCACACUACGGCAGGCCAUGGAGGACAAGUCCUGGUGGGUGCGCUACAUGGUGGCCAAUAAGUCCCACAUGGGGCUUGCCGUCUCAGGGGGAGGAAUUGAAUGCCCAGCCAGGCGGGCAGGGCAUGGAGCUGCCGGGGCCAGCCGAGGGGAGAGGGCAGUGGCUAGCAGGCAUUGUCUUUGUCAGGAAUUGGUAUCCGACACCAGUGAGCACGUCAAAUCUGCCCUGGCCUCAGUUAUCAUGGGCCUGUCGACCAUCAUAGGCAAAGAGAACACCAUCGAGCAUCUCCUCCCUGUCUUCUUAGUGCAGCUGAAGGACGAGACGCCACCGUCCCUGCCCGCUCAGCGCGUAGAUGUGGAUCCUGUGGGUCCUUCCUCCCGUGCCCCCCCGGGGACGGGUACUGGCGCUCGGUCUUCCUGCGGGCAGGCCGCGGGUACCGGCAUGGGGACGGACCGGCGCCAGCAGCGGGAAGGCAGGCAAUGCUCCCUGCUGACCAGUGGCUUCCUCCUUAGGGUUAUGACCCAGUGGGUGUUCAGCCGGGAACUGGGGAUGCGCCAAGGCUUCCAAAAGGACCCCUACCCCCAGGCUCCCCUCGUCUCCACUCUGGAGGAGUGGGGCUUGGACCCCUGGGGAAAGGCCCCCGGCCGGAAGCCGCCAUCCGGACCGGGCCCCCGACACCGAUUUCCCGCCUGUGUUCCAGUGUUUGCCAUUCGAGAAGCGGCCACGAACAACCUGAUGCAGCUGGUGGAGAAGUUUGGACCCAAGGUACUGGUGAUGGCCAACGACGCCAACUACCUGCACAGGAUGACCACGGUCUUCUGCGUCAACGCUCUCUCUGAAGCCUGUGGUCAGGAAAUAACCACCAAGCAGAUGCUGCCCAUCUUAUUAAAGAUGGCAGGGGACCAAGUAGCAAACGAUCACUUCAGUGUGGCCAAAUCACUCCAGAAAAUUGGACCAAUUCUGGAAAGUGGGGCGCUGCUGGGGGAGGUGAAGCCAGUGCUGCACAAGUUGGGGCAGGAUGAGGACGUGGAUGUCAAGUAUUUUGCUCAGGAAGCCAUAAGUGUUCUCGCUUUGACAUGAGUUGGACCAGACGGGGCCGAGGGAUGGUGCCGGGGGCCACAGCCCCUGGAAGCCCAGUCGGGAUGCUGCCCUCUCCCUCAUGAGCCCUUUUGCCACAUUGGGGCCUUUGAACCCGCUGGCCCCACACCCCUUCCACGGUGGACCGUGCUCGUUCCCACCAAGGGUUCGGGUCUUCAGUGCUUUGGUUUUUCUCUUGCUCCAUUUGGGUGAUGACUGUGUCCUUUAGUCCACGGUCGCCCUUGGCUGGGUUUGAGGCUUCUGCCCAAGAGGGCCGCAGCCCCCAGACCCUUGAGCGUGAGUUGGUCUGUUUGACGUCAGGGGCCAGGCGCUCUGUAGAGUCGGAGACUUCGGUUUACCUUAUGGAUCCGGCUAAGGUUAGUUUGUUUUGGACGGCGGCUUAUUGAGUGUAAGAGUUUGGGGCCCAACAGAUCCUGUCUUUGUUUUUGAAGGAACUGAAAACUGACUUUAUGCAUGAAAGAAAGAGAUAAAGCGGA